AUGAGAGUAGUAGCGUUAAUUAGUGGCGGUAAAGACAGCUGUUAUAACAUGAUGCAGUGUAUAGCUGCUGGCCAUGAUAUUGUUGCAUUGGCCAAUCUGAAACCGCAGAGUAAAGGUAUAUGAUUAUAUUUUAUUCUAUUGGUGUCAUGAUGUACCUAUUUGUAUUAAUUAUCAAUCAUUUUCUUUGCCAUUAGAUGAGUUGGAUAGUUAUAUGUAUCAAAGCGUUGGUCACCAAGCAGUAGAGCUAUAUGCAGAAGCUAUGGGACUUCCAUUGUUCAGGCAACGCACAAAUGGGGUUGCAUUGCAACAAGAAAAAAUUUAUACUCAUACUCCUGAAGAUGAAGUUGAAGAUUUGUUUGAUCUCCUUACUAACAUUAAAGUAUAUAUUUAGUGUACAAUGUAUUUAAAUUAUUUUUAUUAUGUGUAUGUAUAAUUUUAGACACAAAUUGAAUUUGAUGCUGUAGCAGUGGGUGCUAUACUUUCUGAUUAUCAGCGUCUACGAGUAGAAGAUGUGUAGGUUGACAGAUUAUUAAAAAUAAUACAGUUUGACUAAUUAUAUCAUUAUUUCCAGAUGUUCAAGAUUAGGUAUUUGCUCAUUGUCAUAUUUGUGGCGCCGUGAUCAAAAAGAAUUACUACAAGAAAUGAUUGAUUGUAAUAUUGAAGCAAUUGUUAUUAAAGUAGCAGCACUUGGAUUAGACCCAACAAAACAUUUAGGAUUACGAAUUGAUAAACUUAUGCCACAUUUGGUCAAAAUGGUAAAGAAAUAUUGAUUAUUUUCUAUAUAUUUUUAUUUAGAUAUAUUUAUACAUAUUCACUAUACUAAAUUGCAUGAAUAACAUGCUACUUCAACAAUGGAGUUCCUAGAAAUGCAUUUCAUAAGUCAAUAUAUUUAGGAAAUGUUAGUCUCCUUACAUAAAUAUUUAGAAGCCGUUUUUUAAUUUCAUUAUAAUUACAAUAAUGCAAGUUACAUUGUAAUUUUUAUUUAUUUAUAGAUUAGGUAUAGUUAGAGGAGUUUGGUAGUUUGUUUAUUAAUAAUUUAUUAAGUGAAUUUAGGUUUACCUCUUUAUUUUUUGAGAAGACAAAAAAAAAAAAUUGAAUAAAUUGUAAUGCAAAAUAUACUUAUUUUGGGAGGGAUAGGCUUGUUAUAUUUAUUUUUGUUGAGUGGAAUGUGUGUCUGACACGGAGAUACAGUGGGGUUCAUCCCGUUUCCUCCCUGACUUUUGUGUUGGUUUCCAGAAUGAAAAAUAUGGCUUAAAUAUAUGUGGCGAAGGUGGAGAAUACGAAACGUUCACUCUAGACUGCCCUUUGUUCACCAAAUCGGUGAUCAUGUAAGUAUACAAAUAAAUCCACACACUCGAUCACAAACAAAUAAAAAUACAACAUUAAAUAUCAUGUAUAUUCCAGUGAUCAAUGUUGUAAUAGUGGACAACAUUCUAGUUUUAGAAAACAAUAUAGUAUUGUUUGAUAUUAGAUCUCAUUUGAGAAUUUUUAUUUUCUAAUCCAAUUAGUAAAUAAUACAAAUUUAAAAAAAAGUGGCCUUUACAUUACAUAGUUGAAAGCAUUAUAAUUAUUUGUUAUACUUUAUUUUUUUUUUUACUUUUUUUGAGAUAGAAAUAUAACUAUUAACUGAUCAUUUUUGUAUUAUAUGUAUAUGCUUACUAUCUAUUUUAUCAACAUUAAUUAUUACUUUAUUAAGUUAGGUUCUCAAUUUAAAUAAUAGUAAUUCAAUUAUUUUUUUUUUCUAUUGUAAUAAAGAAUAAUUACAAUUAAACUGAAAUUAUAUCUAAUUAUAAUUUUAAAAUUUUAAGAUUUUAAUAUAUUAUUACAAAACAACUUAAACACUAUAAAUUACCUAAAGUAUGUAUUCUAAUAAAAUCAACAAAACAAUACAUUUUCUUUCUUUAAUAAAAUUAUUUUAAAUUAUUAGUGUGAUCCUUGGUACAUAUAUUUCAUUCAGCUAUAUAUCUUUGAUGUUUUUCAGUGAAGAGUUUGAAACUGUGAUGCACACCAAUGACACUAUUGCUCCUGUGGGAUAUAUAAAUUUUAAAAAAUUUUGCUUAUUAAAAAAACCGGUUGGUAAAAUUUUAAACUUAUGUUAUGAUUGAUAUUUUUAUUAUAAUAUUUGUAAUGAACUUAAAUGUAAAAUAUUUUUUUUUUUUUUUUUUUUCCCAAGAACGUUGAUGAAAAUCAAAGUUUUCGUGAUCGUCUAGCUGGUUAUCCUGUACGCAGUCCCCUAGCCCAUUUAAUGGACUUGGAAGAUUUGGAAAUUGACCUUGGUACUAGUACUGAUAGUGACAAUUUUGAUGAUGAUAUUCCAGACAACAAUAGUAUAAUUGUUGAUCAGAUUGAUAGUCCAGUAUAUUUCGGAGAACUCAUAGAGACAGAUUCUGUGUCCUAUAUUGGAUAUCCAAAUGGAUGGUCUUGGAUUAAUUCAUUAACUGGUUAUUGGGUCGGUGAUAAAUCUCCAAUUAUUGUUGCUUUAGAGAAAUUAAGAGGUAAUUUUAUAGUUAAAAAUUAAUAAUAAAUAAAUUUACAAUUACAAAGAGUUCUAAGAAUACAGUUAACAAAUUUGAUAUUAUUAAGCAUCAUAGUGUUCUUAAUUUUUAAAAAUAGUAUUUUUCAAAGCAUAUAAUCAUUUAGGGAAUGGUCACAGUGUAUGAAUAAACAGCACUUACUUUGGUGUUCUUGUUUUUUGCUUGUCCAGUUAUGGGUAUCCAUCUUGAAAGCAUUAAAAACAAACUAUGUUCUACUAAAACUAGUAUAUUUUCCAUUAUUUAACUUUUUAAGUUAAUGGAUUAAGAGGUCAUAAUAUCUGCAUUUGUUGUCUCCAUUUUACAGACCCACGAUAGCAAGUUUGUAUACAGCAGGCAUAAUUUUAUUGUUUUUUAAUAUUCGAGUGAAUUGACUUAUUUGCAAGCUUAAAAGUAAGAACAUUAUCUGGAGUUUUUGUGCAUUAAGUUUUUCUAAUAUUUUAAAUUUUAAGUAUUUUUAAAUUGUAAUAAUACAAAUACUCUUAUCUUGUUUUAAAAAAUUAAAAUACUUAUAUAAAUACAGAUAAUGUUCUUACCUUUAAGUUAAUAAAUCAAUCUUGAAGUUAAUUAAGUCUUAUAUUUAAAAAUAUGUAAACUGUCCCUGCUAAAUGCAUAUUUAGUAUUUUGAGCAUUUGUAGGACGGAAACGGUAUAUAUGGAUAUCACAUCUUAAAAAAUAGCAUUGGAUCAAACUGUUUAAAUUUUGAAUCAAGUCUACUGACAAAUUUGAACUAAACUUAUUCUGUUGAUAAUUAAGUAUUUUAUUUUUGAACAAAUAUAUUUAUAUAUUUUUUUUUAAAUCAAAUUUAGGAAUUCAUAUUCCUAAAGUCAUGAAAGUAGUAAUUUUUCUAUGAAAUAUUAAAUAUGUAUCAAUGUGAAAUCCAUAUCAUUUCCAAAGAAGAAUACAAAUUUAUUUUGAGAAAUUUUGUAAUAUAUUCCACAUAUUUGGGGUAUUGUAUGUAUUUAAAUGUCAUAUAUAAAUCUUAUAAAUUUCAAUUAUUUGCAUUCAAGUUCAAAAUUGUAAAAGUAGUUCAGUUUGGUUUGAUAAUUAAAAUUAAGGUUUAAUUUUUUAUUAUUAAAUUAUUUGAUAAUGACAUAUAUAUGUAUAUUUAUAAAAGAACAAGUAUUUUUGGUUAAAUUUUCCCAUAUCUAUUUUGUAUUAUAGUAAUAUUCUUUACAAAACAACAUAUAACCCAAAAUUUCAAUAAUAAAUACCAUAUACAAUUUUCAAUUGUGAAUCUUUAAAUGGUAAUAGUGGAGUUGAAAGUUUUAAAUCCCAAAAUGCAUAUCCUUGAUACUAACAUAAUUCAUGUAUACAAUUUCACCCUCCUGAUUUCAUCUGUUAGGUUUAUUUAAAGUUAAAAAAACAUCCUCCAUUUGAAACAACAUGCAAUUCAUGAAAUUUAAUUCAACUUUUAUAACUUCAGUCCACCUAUGAAUUAUUUCGUUAUUCUCAAGUUUGAGUUCAUUUGUUUCCAGGGGAUUGUAUAGACGUGUACAGCUGGAAAAAGACAUGUAUAACAAACACAAUAGACUGUAAUAAUCACUAUGCUUUAAUAAAAAUAAUUUGUAAUAUAAUAUAUUUUUUAAAUUACAAACAAUUUGACUGAAUAUUUCUUGUAUGAGUUUUGAAGAUUAAACUCAAUUUGUAUGAGAAACUACAUAGUUGAUGCAUAUUUUUUUAGAUUUGUUGCAUGAAAGAAAUUUGGAGUUAACUGAUGUUGUUGCUGUUACAUUAUAUGUUCGGGAUAUGACAGAAUUUCUUAAUAUGAAUGCACAGUAUGCAUCAAUAAUGUGUAGAAUUAGUCCUCCUGUGAGAGUUUGUGUUGAAAUACCUCUUUCAGAAAAUAUACCUAUUCUCAUGGAUGUUGUAGCUUAUAAACCACCAUCUAAAUCAUCUUCAAAUUCAAAUCUCCCAUCAGUUACCAAACAUACUAUGCAUGUACAGAGUGUAUCUCACUGGGCACCUGCUAAUAUUGGGCCAUAUAGUCAAGCUAUUCGGGUGAGUAAAAUAAUAAACUAAUUAUUAUAGAUUUGUAGAUAUAUUUAAUUCAAUCUUUUUAAUAUUUUAUAAACUGUCAAAUUAAUAGUUAUUAAAAAAAAAUUAUAAAAACUCUACAGUAGUUCUGUUCUUUGAUUUGAUAAAAGAAUAAAUAAAAUUCAUUACUAAUUGUAACAAAGUAUAAAAUAAUUUGCAAGUCUCCCAUUUGAUCUCUUUUUUUAGAUACAGGUUAAAUUUUCAACUAAAAUGCUUCUAACAAUACUUGUUUACAUUUUAUUAUUUAUUAUCAUAAAAAAGAAAUUAUUAUUUCAGAUUCCAAAAAAAUAUUAAUCAAGAGUAUAAUUAUCAAAAAAUUAAAUUAAAAUAAUUACUCUGACGGUUCUUCUUAGAUGUUAAAUACAUUAUUAUUUAUUAUUAUAUCUAUUACAUUUUAUUAUGGGCGGUAGGGCAUGAUGUAACACUGAUGCAAGGUGGAUAUAUAUAAAUCCACCUUGCAGUGAUGUUUGGUUCUUUCAAACUAUUUCAUGUCAUUUGUGGAACUGGAGUAAUUUAUUUUUAAUAAUGAUUAGUAAUAUUUAAUCAUGUUAUAUUAUUAUAAAUAAUUUUGAAGUUUUUAUAUAAGUUAUAUUUUGUAAAUGAUAUUAUUUUACUUUUUUACUAAUGCACACUAGUGUAUUAUUUUGUCCAUUCUGUUCUACUAAUAUUCACUUUUCAGUUUUCAGUUUAUGUUGGGACCACCAAUAAUUUAACCAUAUUUUAGGGAAUUUAUCUUCAUAGGGAAUAUUAUAAUACUAAGUUUGGUUGUAAUUUACAUUUUUAGGUUGGCGAUAUUAUUUAUGUUGCUGGACAAAUUGCCCUAGUACCAGGUACUUUAAACAUUGUUGAAGGUGGAAUCAGACAACAAUGUAGACUCUCAUUACGGCAUGUUAGUAGAAUUAUAAAAGCAGUUGAUCCUAAUACUCAACUUAGAGAUGUUGUUCAAGUAAAUUGCAUAUAAAAUAAAUUAAAUUUAUUAAUGUAUAAUACUAUAAUAUUAUUUUUUUAGGGUAUAUGUUACGUUACUCAUACUAAAUAUAUUCAUCCUGCUAGAACUGAAUGGGAGAAAAGAACAAACAAUGCUAUUGUAGAUUAUGUAGUGGUAUCACGACUACCAAAAAAUGCUAUUGUAGAAUGGCAUUUAUGGGCACAUAGACAUAAUGCUAGAUUUGAAUGUAAGUAGAUUGUACUAUUUUUUUAAUUAUUUGAAACAAUUUUUGUACCAUAACUUUUCUUGUAGAUGAAGAAACAGGUUGUUGUGUUGACAAUUAUAGGGUAUCAAUACGUCGACGUUGGAACUAUGAAAAUAAUGUGGCUGCAAUUGUAACAUAUAUAUCAUCUGGUACUUAUAAAACAGAAAAUGAAAAAUUAUUAUAUAUCCCUUAAAUAACUACAUAUUACUGGAUUAUAGGAUCUUGUACUUCAUUAUCAGCCAUCACUGAUUCGAUUGACACUUCUACCGAAUCUAUAUCUGCUAUUGGUUUGGAAGAGGCGUUCCGUUAUUCUUUAAAACGAUUACUACGCGGAGAACCAACAUCAACACCAACUGAUGCAAUUUGCUCAUUGCGAAUAUUUUAUAAAGUAUCACAAGAUCAAAAGCCUAUUUGUCGACAACUUAUUAAUUCUACAUUGAAUACUCUAAGAGCAGAAUACCGUAUAGUUGCUACUGUAGUACCUGUAUUGCAUUUACACCAUCCCAAUACAUUUGUAUCAAUUUGUGCUUUAAGGCAUAAUACUUAA
Cinara cedri is the source of this 6308-nucleotide messenger RNA. NCBI's taxonomy places the organism in Eukaryota, Metazoa, Arthropoda, Insecta, Hemiptera, Aphididae. The record is from the annotation of a GenBank genome assembly.